Danaus chrysippus (African queen) is the source of this 2442-nucleotide messenger RNA. The record is from the annotation of a GenBank genome assembly. Lineage: Eukaryota; Metazoa; Arthropoda; Insecta; Lepidoptera; Nymphalidae.
CUGCCGGUCCCAAGCCCGGAUAAAAGAGGAGGGUUCAUCGCGGGGCUAACCACCCAGCAUGGGAAAACAGAUAUGGUUACGAACACUUCCACAACAGAAAAUAUCGGAACGCUCAAAACAAGACGACCCAGGCUGAGGAAAAUGGACAACCGAUUUAGCAUGCGAUUUGGAACAUGGAACAUACAGACGAUGCUGCAGGCAGGAAAGAUGAUGGAGGUUGGAGACGUGCUCUGUAGGUACAAUUUGGACCUAAUCGCCCUACAAGAAGUACGGUGGAGUGGGACUGGGCAAAUUGAAAAGCAAAACUUUACAUUAUACUACAGCGGUGCCACCAAACAGGGUCUCUAUGGCACGGGAUUUAUGGUCGGUCGCAAACUUAAGCCGAGCAUUUUAGGUUUCGAACCCAUCAGUGACAGACUAUGCAGCAUCAGAGUUAAAGGCAAGCUUUACAACUCUACCUUCAUCUGCUGCUAUGCUCCUAUUAACGAUGCCGCCGAUGAAACCAAAGAUCAGUUUUACGGCGAUCUUCAAAACGUCAUAGAGAAAGUCCCUAGAUACGACGCCCUUAUAGUCCUCGGAGAUGUUAACGCACAAGUGGGCAAGGAACAAGCCUUCGGGGAAGUAGCUGGCAAGCACUCGCUGCAUGAUGUCACGAACGACAAUGGCGAACGAUUGUAUCAUUUCCUGGUGGUUGCAAGGGCAAGAUUUAGGACUCAAACCGUGCAGUGCAAAAGCGAAAGAAGAAUCAGAUGGGCAACGGAAAAACUCAAAGACGGCGAGAUUAACACCAAAUACAAGCAAGAGAUAGCAAAACAGCUUGAACUACGACUGCCGCAAUCCGACAUUGAGCUGGAAUGGAAGAGCAUAAAAGAUGGUAUAUUGGAAGCGGCAAAGGAAACGAUAGGAGAAAAACAGAGAGUCCGACCUGAAGAGUGGUAUGACGAAGAAUGUCGAGAAGCCUUAGAGCGGAAGAAUGCGGCUCGAUUAAUUUACCUGCAGUCAAAGUCUUCGACGCACAAGGAAAAAUUCAAGGAAGAAAGGGAUAAAGCGCGUAGGCUUCUGAAGCGCAAGAGAAAGGCGAGUGAGCUAAGGCAGAUGCAAGCGCUCGAUGAUGCGGGAACUAGGGGUUCGGUAAGAACCUUCUUCAAAAAAGUCAAUCCUUUGCGUAAAGGAUUCCAACCCAGAAUUAAUAUCUGUCGUGACGGGGAAGGCAAUGCAUUAACCGACAAAACCGAGAUCUUAAAGCGAUGGCGGGAGUAUUUCGACAAUCUGCUUAAUGUGGGCAGUGAAGCUGCAGACCGCAUUACAUUUUAUGACGUGGAGCAGGAAAUUAACCCACCAACCGUUACGGACGUCGAGAAAUGCAUUAAAUACCUUAAAAACAACAAAGCAUCGGAUUUCAAGCAGGCCUUCGAUAGCGUGAACAGACAUAAGAUCUUUGAUGCAAUGAGGUUACUGGGAAUCCCAAGUAAACUAGUGCGCCUGGUUGAGGCUACUAUGUGUAACUCGAAAUCGGUAGUAGCUAUACAAAAUGACAUAUCGGACCCAUUCGAAAUACGCUCAGGAGUAAGGCAAGGAGAUGCCCUAUCUACUGUUGUCUUCAACCUUACGCUGGAGGCAGCCAUCCGAAACGUAGGAGUAAAAGGGCUUUUAGACUAUAACACCAGUCAGCUAGCCGCCUAUGCGGAUGAUAUCGUUAUCACAAGCAGGUCUCAAAGCAGCAUGAUCAGACACACCACAACUCUCCAGAUGGAAGCGGCAAAGUAUGGAUUGAUGGUUAACGCAAGCAAAACGAAGUACCUUCAUAGCACGCGCAACCCUCGUCCACUACAGGAUGUCACCAUUGGAGAUGAUACAAUUGAAGGAGUCAGCAGCUUUAAGUACCUGGGGUCGAUACUGUCCAGCCGGAAUAAGGUUGGAGAUGAGGUGAAUGCCAGAAUCAUGGCUGGCAGUAGAUGCUUUUACUCUCUCAGCAAACUUUUCCGAUCAAAAUAUCUUAGUGCAAAAUCCAAGCUGUCUAUCUAUAAGACCAUAAUACGCCCCGUCACCACCUAUGGGUGUGAAGCAUGGUCACUAACAGCUUUGGAAACCCAAAAGCUCGCCGUGUUUGAGAGGAAAGUUCUGCGCAAAGUGUUUGGGCCAGUGAAAGACGCAGACGGUGACUACCGUAUACGCAUGAAUCACGAGCUGGAGGCACUCAUGAACCGAGAAACAAUCGUCCGAUUCAUCAAGUCACAGCGUCUGAGAUGGGCUGGGCACACUGUGUGUUGUCGGUCAAUAGGAGAUUUCGGUUCUGAAGUUCCUCCGAUAAAUUUUGGUGGUUUUGGAUCUUUUGGGAACGGGGGAGGAUUUGGGGGGUUCGGGAAGAUUGGGGAUUUCGGAGGAUUCAGCGGAUUUAGGAUAGGGGGAGACCAGCAACCAACGCCGCCAUUUUUCGGCUAA